This is a messenger RNA of Psilocybe cubensis, 975 nucleotides long. RefSeq lists its product as uncharacterized. Bases 1 to 975 code for a protein of 324 amino acids. Lineage: Eukaryota; Fungi; Basidiomycota; Agaricomycetes; Agaricales; Agrocybaceae. The transcript has 4 exons. The record is from RefSeq and is a predicted model, not a curated record.
AUGAUACUCGAGAAGUACGCCAACUCUCUAAUAGUUGAAGAAUUACGCGAUCAGCGAAAUGAAGAGAUGGAUAUGUCGGACGAGGAAAACAAAAAACCUACCCAAGGUGAUAUGGUGUUUGAAAACGCAUCACUGUUUCUACGUGAUGCCUUGAUUACUCCAAUUCGUGAUAUUGUAUUGAAGAAUUGGGUACUCAAUCCUUUGGGAGAGCCUAAUCAAUUUGUCGAGAUGGAUCUCGUUCAAGAACACCUCAAUUUUCGGAUAAAGGUUCUUUAUAAAGCCAAGGGAUCAAAUGCUUCAUGGGAAUGGCUUGAAAUUAUAUCAUCAUGCGUUGUUGCACUAUCCGACCUACAGAAGAUGUUAAACGACACACUCGGAUCAGACCAAGGUACCAAACAUGCACCGCCCGACCUAACCAACGACAUUCACAGUUUAAUGGAAAGUCUUUCUGACCACAAGGUGUACACUAUCAAAAAAGGAAGAUCACUCAACGACAAUGAGAUGGUAAAGGAUGUCAUUUCAGUGGGAUUGCAAAAUCUUACUACAGGCAGCAAGAACCCCCUUUCCGACUACAACAACUCCUUUAAAAAGCUUCAAAAACAACGAAAAAUGAACCCAGUCUCUGCAGAUGAAACAGACAAUGAAAGGGACAUACCUGCACAUCCCACCUCCAUCAAAAGUGAACCUCUGGAUAUCCAGAUUGUCCCAAAUGCAGUCUCUACAUCCUCUGUAUAUUCAAAUCAUGCUUCAGCUUCAGACAGUAUGGGCGAGUCUAGCAUGCAGGGUUUUGGAGAUGAUAUGGAAGUAGAAGAGUCAGCUGAGGAGGCGGACAACAGUGAAGAAGUGGAAGAAACCUUACCUUGUGCCACAGAAAGGGAUGUGGACCUUGACAUGGAUCUUGAGGAAAUAGAGGAGGAGUACAAUGUUAUUGAGGAUUCAGAGGAUUCAGAAUUGGAGGGGGAAGGGGACAGGUAG